Molecule: messenger RNA, 1916 nt
Organism: Aethina tumida (small hive beetle)
Lineage: Eukaryota; Metazoa; Arthropoda; Insecta; Coleoptera; Nitidulidae
Gene: Rox8
Product: nucleolysin TIAR
Exons: 1
Coding region: 161-1279 (372 amino acids)
Molecular function (GO): mRNA binding
Source: RefSeq, a predicted model, not a curated record
AAAGAGGAGAAAAGUUGGCCAGGUUUUGUCAUUAUUUUGUGUGUAUUAUCUUGUUGAUCAACUAGUUUGUGAAUGUGCGAGACGCGUUGUCGCUAGAUCGGUACUAAAUUUAUGUGUGAUCAAGAUAAUAAUAUAGUGUGCUGAAGUUUUUUUCACCGAGAUGAGUGUCGGCGUCACUUUCUCGGACGAGAGUCAUCCAAAAACAUUGUAUGUGGGAAAUUUGGACUCAUCAGUUUCUGAGGACCUAUUGUGCACGCUUUUUUCGCAAAUAGGGCCGGUAAAGGGUUGUAAAAUUAUAAGAGAGCCGGGAAAUGAUCCGUAUGCGUUUGUUGAAUUUAUUAAUCACCAGUCAGCGUCUACGGCGCUGGCGGCAAUGAAUAAACGUGUGUUUUUAGAAAAAGAGAUGAAAGUGAAUUGGGCUACGAGUCCGGGUAAUCAACCUAAACAGGACACAUCUAAUCAUCACCACAUAUUUGUUGGUGAUUUAUCUCCUGAAAUAGAGACUGAAACGCUUAGAGAGGCCUUUGCUCCAUUUGGGGAAAUAUCAAAUUGUCGUAUAGUAAGGGAUCCACAAACACUUAAAUCUAAGGGGUAUGCAUUUGUAUCUUUUGUCAAAAAAGCAGAAGCUGAAACUGCAAUACAGACAAUGAAUGGGCAAUGGUUAGGGUCUAGGUCCAUUCGUACAAACUGGUCAACCAGAAAACCGCCGCCGCCAAGAACAGAAAAACCAGCACAACGAGCCAAACAACCAACAUUUGAUGAAGUAUAUAAUCAAAGCUCUCCAACCAACACUACUGUAUAUUGUGGGGGCUUUACAAGUGGUCUAACUGAUGAACUGAUGCAACAAACAUUCUCUACAUUCGGUCCUAUACAAGACAUCAGAGUCUUUAAAGACAAGGGUUAUGCUUUUAUUAAAUUCGCCACCAAGGAAAACGCCACACACGCAAUUGAAACCAUUCACAAUACUGAAAUUAAUGGUCAAACAGUAAAAUGUUUUUGGGGUAAAGAAAAUGGCGGUAUGGGAGAACCUGGACCAAUGGCUCCUGGUGGUUCAGCUGUAUCUCCUGCUGCACCACCUUAUGCAUAUGGAUAUGGAGGAUACUGGUAUCCACAAAGUUAUGCUGGUGGUUACAUGCAGGGCUAUCCUUAUCCCCAGCAGUACCAAUACCCAACAGGCCAACAAUACUGUAUGAUGCCUCAACAAGGCGGCCAAUGGAGUGGUCAGCCUGGACAACAACCAAAUGUGCCCGUUAUGUAUAGUAAAUAUCCUUCCCAGUGAAUGUUUCUACUACAGACUGUUAUUUGCAGUGCUACAUGUUGUAGCCCUUAAUAUUAAGAGACUUCAAAUAAAAUUACAUAUUAUGUGUAGUUUAAUUACCAUCAUCACACUUUGGCUUUUAAUUGGUGUGUAUUGAAUUCUUCUGAAUUGCUGAUUGAUAAUUUUCAUAUAUAUAUUUAUAUACAUAUACACAUGUAUAUAAAUAUAUAUAUAUAGAUAUAUAUAUAAUAUAAUUCUUAUUUUUUGUUUAUUAAGUUCUUAACGUAUAGAAAGAAACAAUGGCUGUUAUUGUUAGAUUCAAAGUGUGAAUGGUAUUUAAAACAUUCACAAAAGCGUGAUAUAAAAUUACAUUAAAUUUUUUUUUUGUCAGGAGUGCAGAUAUUUGAAUGUUUGUAAAUUUGCAUGGUUGAUUACAAUUUAAAGGAAAUGAUGAAUUGUGAAAGUUUACAAAAAAAUAUUUGUAGAUGAUAUGUAAAUUUAGGUUUAGAUAGGUACAUUGUAACCAUUAUGAAAUAUCACGGAAUAAAAUGUACACUAAUGAAAAGAUGAGGUUCAUAUGUAUGAAUGAAGUUCCACAAUGACAGAAUUUUAUAAGAAAUGUAUAUGCUAGUUGUUAAAUAAAAAUUCAGGUCUGGGA